This is a messenger RNA of Mytilus californianus (California mussel), 896 nucleotides long. Its product is annotated as ATP synthase mitochondrial F1 complex assembly factor 2-like. Lineage: Eukaryota; Metazoa; Mollusca; Bivalvia; Mytilida; Mytilidae. Gene Ontology annotation, cellular component: mitochondrion. The transcript has 8 exons. Bases 12 to 851 code for a protein of 279 amino acids. Gene Ontology annotation, biological process: mitochondrial proton-transporting ATP synthase complex assembly. The record is from RefSeq and is a predicted model, not a curated record.
UCGUUUAAAAAAUGGCUGCGCCCAUGAGAAUUUAUCAUUCAACUGUCAAAACUUUCUUAAAUGUAUCAAAUUCACACUGCACUUGUUCUGUGAGGAGAUUUAACCCAAGAGAGUUGAAGAAAUUUUACAAGAAUGCAACUAUAGCACAGUCAGAUGGCUGGUUUGAAAUUAAUUUAGACAAGAAAAAAUUGAAGACACCAAAUGGAAAGGUUUUCAAAGUUCCAAAUGAGGCACUGGCUUUAGCUGUAGCAACAGAAUGGAAUUCGCAAGACAAAAUAGUCAAGAGACAUUACAUGCAUUUAACAUCAAUGUGUAAUACAGCAUUAGAUAACCCUACAUAUAAAUCAAGAGAAGAUUUAGUUCGAAGUGCAUUGCAUUAUGUAGAGACAGACACAUUAUGUUACAGAUUGGAUGAACCAGAAGAUCUUGCCAAACUUGAGAAAGUAUGUUGGGAUCCUAUUCUUGAUUGGGCAAGGAAAAGAUAUGCUAUUGAAAUAGAAUCCACAACAGGUCUGUUACCACCUGAAGUGCCAUCCAGUACAUACAACAAAUUAAGGAGACAUUUAUUAUCUUAUGGUGACUGGGCAUUAUUUGGUUUUUUAUAUGGUACAGAAAACUUGAAAUCAUUGAUUUUAAUGUUGGCUUUGGUAGAUAAACAUAUAGAUGUAAAAACAGCUGUAACCUUAUCUAGGUUGGAACAAAAUUUUCAGACAACAAAAUGGGGUAAUGUGGAGUGGUAUCAUGACCUUGACAUUGAAGAGUUACACACCAGAGUAGCAGCAGCUGCAUUGUUUAUAUAUUGGUCUAGUGAAUCAUCAUCAAUUAUACAGAAAGCUGCUAUAGAUUUUUAAAUCAAUAAAAUUAUAGUCAAAAUAAUAAAAACUGUUUCAAUAUUU